This is a messenger RNA of Nanorana parkeri, 999 nucleotides long. RefSeq lists its product as uncharacterized. The record is from RefSeq and is a predicted model, not a curated record. Gene Ontology annotation, cellular component: cytosol. Gene Ontology annotation, molecular function: N-methyltransferase activity. NCBI's taxonomy places the organism in Eukaryota, Metazoa, Chordata, Amphibia, Anura, Dicroglossidae. The transcript is spliced from 3 exons. Bases 1 to 999 code for a protein of 332 amino acids.
AUGGAUUCUACACAAAAUAAAUUCUACCACAUUCACGGACUUGAUUCUCGAAGUCUCCUUGACUUCUACUUCUCUGACAAGGAGGACAUGGUCUUCGGAGAAGAUACUUUGAGAUUCCCAAUGAUGAAUCUUCACUGUGUGUUCAGCAGAGGUAUUGACCAAACUCAGGACAAAGAACUGAACCUAAAAGCGUCCAUCAAGCAUAUUGUGACGUGUAACCUCGAAGAAGAGAAUCUAGCCCACCCGCUGGUGUUGCCGCUUGCCGACUGCGUCAUCAGUGCAGCGUUAUUGGACGUCGUCAGUAAAGAUGAGGAGGAUUACAUGAGGAACCUGGAAAAAGUCUCAAACCUGCUGAGAAUCGGAGGUCACCUGAUCCUGAUCGGGUUACUAAACACAACUUACAUGACGGCCGGAGCGGAUCGGUUCCAUAUGAUGAAAUACGAUGAGAGCUUUGUAAGAUCCGCUCUCAGCAAGCUGGGCUUUGUCAUCGAUUACUGCGCCGUGCAGAGGAGACGGAAUGUGAGCGAUCUCGUAGAUUAUUCUCAUAUUUAUUUCAUCACAGCUCACAAGGAGAAUGACCAAACUCAGGACAAAGAACUGAACCUAAAAGCGUCCAUCAAGCACAAUGUGACGUGUAACCUCGAAGAAGAGAAUCUAGCCCACCCGCUGGUGUUGCCGCUUGCCGACUGCGUCAUCAGUGCAGCGUUAUUGGACGUCGUCAGUAAAGAUGAGGAGGAUUACAUGAGGAACCUGGAAAAAGUCUCAAACCUGCUGAGAAUCGGAGGUCACCUGAUCCUGAUCGGGUUACUAAACACAACUUACAUGACGGCCGGAGCGGAUCGGUUCCAUAUGAUGAAAUACGAUGAGAGCUUUGUAAGAUCCGCUCUCAGCAAGCUGGGCUUUGUCAUCGAUUACUGCGCCGUGCAGAGGAGACGGAAUGUGAGCGAUCUCGUAAAUUAUUCUCAUAUUUAUUUCAUCGCAGCUCACAAGGAGAAGUAA